AUGCAAGAAUUGGAAAAGCUAUUGAUUUGGCCACGCCCCACCCGGGACGUGGGCCUGUGCCUGUUCCAGCGCACGAUCCAAGGCCGCAGAGGUCACGGGGGCCUGAGCCGCUGCAACUGGGCUGCAGGUGUCAACUUCACGCUACCGGCUUGCGCAGUGAACUACUGUAAACUGGGCGGGGCCCGUACCGUGGAUCCACUGGCAGUAUCGCGUGGCACAACCGGCACUAUCAACCUGCAUUGUGCGAUGCUGGAGUACCGACGGAUUGGGCAGAGCAUCUACCGCAGGUAUCAGUUCAGGAGCAAGCGGCCUGGCCUGGUCGCCAAGGCCGAGGUCAUCCAACUCAUCAGGCGCCAUGACAACCUGCCUUUCCUGAACAGGAGGCUCCGAUCCGCCUGCCUGAGCCUGUGCGGCAGCAGACCCUGGGGCCUCGAGGGAGCUGGCGAGGGACUUCAAACUAGCAUCGGUGACCACGAGGGGCUCAAGCAGAUCAAUUGGAAAACGCGGACGUUGGCGGAGCGCGUCCUGACGGACCUGCCGAAGUGCAGUGGCUUGCAUGUAUGCAUCAAUGAAAUUUGCAGCUAG
This is a messenger RNA of Effrenium voratum, 585 nucleotides long. Lineage: Eukaryota; Dinophyceae; Suessiales; Symbiodiniaceae. The record is from the annotation of a GenBank genome assembly.